CAAAAAAAGAAAAAAUCCAACAACAACAAAAUACAAGUGAAAGAAGCCACCAAAUACUGGUUUUUAACAACGAAAAAGCAAAAAGAAAGAAGGAAAGAGGGGAGAGAGAAAAAGUUGCUUCACAAGAAAUCUCUCCAUGUGUGCUUGUGUGUGUGUGUGUGCGAGAAAAGUAAAGUAAAGUGAAAAGCAAUGCUAAAAGGAAUUACAACAACUACAAGGCAAAUCUUACAUCGCUGUCACACUAAAUAACUGUAAAAGCCGCCUCAAAUAACAAGAAGGCAAGGAAAAAACGAGAAGGGAACGAAGGAAAGGCCCCCGCGUGGGCGGGAUUGGGGAAGCAAAUAUUCAACUUUAAAACAUACCCUCAAAUUGGAGGCUACCACAAUGGACCCCAACAGACAUCACGAAUAUCAGACACAUCAUCAGCAGGCGGUGCACCAGUCAAUGCCACUGCACCACCAAACACAUCCACAUCCUCCGCAUCACCAGCAGCAGCAGCAGCAGCAUCUGCACCACCCACCACCGGCGCCACAGCAACAGCAACCUCAACACCACCUCCAGCAGCAACAGCAUCCGAAUCCGCAUCCGCGUACCGCCACCACCAGCUAUGGGUCACAUAAUCCUAAUCCUGGAGGAGAGGAGCAGCGCUCCCGAACGGCCCUCUACAUGAUGAACAGCAGCGGAAGUCGAGGGACAGGGGCAGGAGCACAGUCGCAAUCUGUGCCUCAGGCAGGGUCUGCUGCUGCUGCCACUGCCACAUCCUCAAGCGAUCCGCAUUUACAGUACUACACCUCCAAUCGGGAUCUGACGGCUGCCAAGAAGGUGCCACAGGCGGCGGAGCCGCCGCACCCCAGCUGGCCGUACAAGACGGGGCAGUCGGUGCCAUCUGCGGCACCGGCAGCGGCCUCGGGUCUACGCCACCACCACGGGAAUCCCGCCAUGUAUCCCACCAGCAGCCAGCAGCAGGCGGCGCCUGCGCACAGCACGGCCUACUGGCCGCCUCCGGACGAGCAGAUGCACCAUCCCCCGCCGCAGCAGCUGCAACAGCAGCAGCAGCAGCGGUACUCCGCCUACGGCCAGAAGCUACCGCAAGGAGGAGGCACUGCCUCGGGAUACAGAAUUGAGGGAUUUGCCAUGGGACAACAGUCAGAAGCACAACAGAUCGGGGCCAGACUGCAUCCCGGCUAUGCCCCACAGCCCGGAUACGGGACACAGCCGGGAUACGGCCCACAGCCUGGGGUGGCAGGACAGCCCGACAGCAGAUUCGGAAACCAGUCGGAGGCUGGGGGCUACGGCACACAGCCAGGAGUGGGCGGCAAGGCGGGAGGAUAUGGCGGAGCAAACAGCAGCACACAUCACCCCUCCACGCCCACACCGCCCACGGCCACAUCGACCCCACAGCAGCAGCAGCAGCAGCAGCACCUCCAGCAGUCGCACCACCAGAGCCACCAGAGCCUGUACAUGCCGAUGCCGCAGUUUAGCACGGAAAAGUUCCAGACGACGGUCCACAAUGCCAUCGAGAAGUACGUGCGGGAGACACCUGCUCCCAGCUUGGAUUAUCCCGCAUCUCGGGGACCAGCAGCAGUGGGAGGAGGUGGAGGGGGAGGAGCAGCAGCUGCCUAUGGAAGAACCACCGGUUAUGGGUAUGCCAAGAUCUCCUCCUCCAAGGUUCCUGCUACCACCUCCUCCACAGGCUACUUGAAGCUUGAGCCGGAGCACGCUCUGGCGGGGACCCUGCCGCAGCCCACGCGAUCCUCGCUGUACCACAAUCCCUACACCACAGCGGCGCCGCCGCAGCCACCACCACCACCCCCGCAGCACUCCGAGGCACCGCAGCGAGAGCGGGACUCUUCGCCGGCAAUGGCCACGCCUCCCCAUGGGUAUCCCACCAAAUACGGGAAACUCCUGCAACAGCAUGGAACAGGAGCGGUAACGGGAACUGGAACUGGAACGGGCGCCACGCCGUACUCCUCGUACUACCACGGACACCACGGGACACCAUCGCCCGCAGCAGGAGCCGUGGCCUCGCCCACUCCGCCCGCCCCGCCGCCACCACUUGCCAGCCAGCUGUCAUCCGCCUCCUCCUCCAGUAGCAGCACCACGCUCCAGGUGUACCCCCACGGACCGGACAUCUGCUACCAGCCGGUGGCGUCAGCCCAAACCCAGAGUCAGAGUCAGAGUCAGGGACAUCCGACGGCUGCGGCCAAAAAGUCGCCGGCUGUGGCGAAACCCAACUACCGGGCGCUGAUCAACGACAUGCUGAAGCGGAACACCGCCAGCGAGCAGGAGCUCAAUCUGCAGAUCAUCAAGAAGACCCUCAACAUGGAGCCGCCGCCACGGAACCAUGUCCAUGUCCUUCCAGCGGCCACAAGGGUCAUCCAACAGGUGGCGCCUGCGCCUGCACCUGCAUCAGCACCGGCGCCGGCGCCAGCGCCAGCGCCCACGCUCUACUCCCCGCUGGAUCUGUCCAUGCGAACGGUGAAGCAGACGGCGGACUCCACGGAAUACAAGUACCAGCGUCCCCACCAUCAGACCCCAACAACGACGACGACGGAGUACAAGUCAGCCCAGCUGCCGCAUCUGGCGGUAGGAGGAGGCUUGGGUCUACCGAGAUUCGACAUCACAGCGAGCUUUUCGGCCGCAGCCAACCGGGGAGCGGGAACUCCAACGAGUCCGGCGCCAACGGCUGUGAUACGACAGGCCCCUGCCACAACAGUUCCUCAUCUGCCACCUGUGGUUGCUCCUUUGGCUUCUGCUGCUGCGGCACCUGCUUUGGUGAUCAAAUCCCUUCAGCAGAUGCGUCCCAGUGUGUUGGAGACGAAUCCGUAUGCCAAGCGGCAACAGCAUCAGAAUCUGCCUCCCGAGACGAGCAUCGUGCAGGUGCUGCCCAAGCCCCUGCCACAGCUGACGGAGCUCACGCCUGCGCCUUCGCCUUCCUCGACGCCCUCGCAGUCGCCUUCGCCCAGCCCCCAGCACCAGCACAACAGCAGCAACCCCAACUAUCUGGGCAGGAAGCGCCACUUGCAGGAGUACAACCAGGCGGCGGCCAAGCAGGCGCGUCUGGAUGCAGCCAUGGAGGCGGCAGUGUCCGCGCCAGUGCCGGUGAUAGCCGUCAAUGAACAGGCGCUGGCCGCCAAAAGAGAGCGGGAGCGAGAGAGAGAGCUGCAGCCAAGCACAUCCUCCGCCUCGUCCACCUCCAUGUCCACGUCCAUGUCCAUGGCUGUGCCCAAGGCAGAGCCACGUAUCCGCACGAAGGCGGAGCUGAAGGGCUUCACGUUUACGCCGCCCGUGCUGGUCACCUCAACGACUCCUGCCACCAAUUCAAUAUCAGUAGCGCCUCCAGCUGCCAUCCUGGCGCCUUCUCCUGCAGUUACAGUCGCACGGACGCCACCGAACCAUCAGGUGACGAACCACAUACAAAUCAAGCUGGAACCGGCGCCACCUCAGGCGACAAGCCAUCCGGGAGUAGGAGGUGGAGCAGUAGGAGCAGAUCUCGGCCUACUGGAUGAGGAUCUGGGCUUCAAGGGCAGCCUCCUGGACUGUUGGGGCAGCACCUGCAACAAUCUGGUGGAGCAGCUGCUGAGCAAAGCCCAGCCACCGGUGAUCCCCGCCUGCCCAGGCAGCAGCAUCAAGCUGGAGCUCAGCGAAGAUGAUCUCCCCGUGGCACGGAUACUCAAGCGGCAGCCUCCACCAGCAGUAGCAGCUGCGGCAGCAGCAGCCGCAGCAGCAGAUGGGGAAUCAGCGGCCACCACAACAACCCAAGUGACGACGACAACGAAUGGCAUCGGCUCCUCCCUGGGCAAUGGCGGGGGGGCGCAGAAGAAGCUGAGCAAAGUGGAGCGGGAGAAGAAGCGGCUGCAACAGGAGCAGAGGAUUGCGGCCAGACUGGCGCCCAAGGCGGGCCAGAGUAGCUCCUCGGAGAGCGACACCACGGAGCUGCACAGGCGGACAACCGAGCGGCAGAAGAAGCCGCUCCUCAUGCGCAAAGGCCGUGCGAGGCAGCGGUCCCUGGGUGGCCAGACGGGCAAGAGCAGCCAGCAGACGGGCCAAAGCACCGCCGAGGAAGCAGCCGCAGCAGCGGCGGCAGCGGCAGAGGAGAAGGGUGGCAGCCAACCCUCCACCAGCGAGGAGAGGGAGUCCAAGAAGGAGUUCGUAAAGCGGGAGGCAGUGUCGCCGCCUCCAUCUGCAUCCGACAAUGUGCAGCACGAGGAGACGGCAAAGGCGAAGGGAAUGGCCAAGGCCAAGCAGGAGGAGAGCCGGGAGAACAGCAGUUCCAGCGAUGAGGAGCAGGAGGAUGAGGAGGAAGAGGACGAAGAAGAGGAGGAGGAGAAGGAGAAGAAGGAGAAAUCAGGCAAGAGUCUGGCCCACAGAAAGCAGCAGCAACAGCAGUCGAAGGGGGGCAUUCCCCCCCUCAAGAACCGCAUCCUGAACACGAUGACCCGCUCGAAGCAUCGCAAGGAACUGGAGCUGCAGCUGGCCAACAGCAAAGUGCUCCGCAACGACAAGAUCAUCCGCAACUCCACCACGAAGAUCAAGCGGAAGUACGUGCGCAAGGUGGUGGACAGCAAGAAGGAGAUGAUGGUCACGCGACUGCGCAACAAGCGCGGCCUGGAUGCCAUGGACUGCAACAGCAGCCAACCGAAUGGCCGAACGAAGCUCAAGGGGAAGCAGGAGCAGUCAACCGGAGGUCCUGCCAAGAGCAAGACCUCGCCGCAGCAGCAACUGUACCUGGAAGAGUACCGCUACAAGGUGGCCCUGAAGAUACCCCAUCGCCUGAUCUCCAUCAACAAGCUGAACAAGGUGGCCGCCUCCCUGCCCGAUCUGGAGCGCCGUGAUAUUGGCCAGGAGCUGGCCUGCUUCAAGAGCCGCGCCGGCGGGGGCAGACCCCGAACGAAGGCCGCCAGCAAGCAGCAUCAGGAGAACACGCCCAAGUCCAUAAUUGAUGUGCUCCACCUGCGCGUGACCAAUGGCAGCAGCAGCAGCAGCACCAAGACCACGGUCUCCGUGUCGGCCCCGGCCUCCACCAACCUGCAGCUGCACAGCGAGACCUCGCAGACCUCCGCCUCAAACUCCUUGUACGAGCAGCCGCAACAGCAGGAGCCGCCGCCGCCGCCGCAAGCCAACGCCGAGACGACAGGCAGCUGCCUGGACGAUCCCAGCAAGCGUCACUUUAGCAUAUUCGACACCAAAGUCUUGCAGAGCAAGACCCGCACCGAGUCGAAGCUCCAGCAGCGGCGUGAGAUCAUACGCGAGAUAUUUGUGGGUCCCGAGAGGCCCGCCUCGGCCCCGCCGGAGUGCGCCCAAGAGGCGGGUGGCGGAGGCGACAACGAGGAGGAGGCGGCCAUCAGCUAUCAGAAGUACGAGGAGUUUCUCGCCCAAAUGAACAGCAUUGUGAGCGCCAACGACAACAAGCUGCUGGGCCGCAGGACCCUCGUCGGGGACAAGCAGCCCUCCGCCACUCAGUGUCCGCACAAGCGGAAGUAUUUGCGGCGCAAGGGCAGCUCCGGCUUCGACUACAUACGCAAGAAGAAGCGACCGACCCCGGCCUCCAACAGUCAGCAGAACCAGCAGAGCCACAACCAGUCCUCCAGCCAUGCCCAUGCCCAUGCCACAUCCAAUCAGCAUGUCCUCUCCGAGCACAAUCAAAGCGCGGCCGAUGAGCGACUGGACGACACGGACAGCACCAUUGCGGGCAGCUCCCAUCUACCGGCGAAGAUCAAGACCGAGAUGGAUGUCCUGCGCGAGAUCCAAAAGUGGGUCCUCAACAAGGGCGUGGGCCAGAGCACGAUGCACAAGGCCGCACGCCAGGGGCUGAUCGAUGUGGUGGUCUACUGCCUGGAUCGCAUGCACAUGAAUCCCGACCAGAAGGACAACGCCGGGUACACGCCCCUGCACGAGGCCUGCACCCAGGGCUGGCUGGAGAUUGCCCGCAUCCUGCUCCAGUUCGGGGCGAAUCACUCGGAGGCGGCCCAGUCGGGCAUCCGUCCGCUCCACGGAGCCAUCGAGAACGAUCACGAGGAGGUGGUGCGACUGCUGCUCUCCUACGGAGCCGAUCCGUUGCUGGCAACGUACUCAGGUCAAACUCCGCUGGCGUUAGCUUCAAGCAAGCUGAUGAGUGGCAUACUCAGCGAUCACCUCAGCGAUGCACAAAGUGCCGCCGCUGACAUUCAUCCAAUGCGAUUCCAAGGACCAUGGGACAUCUUUGAUGCUAAGGAAUACGGCUAUGAUAUAUUCGAUAAUGUACCGAACACAGCUUGUGAUAAGAGCAGAGCUCUACGUAGAGAAAGGAAAGAGCAGCAGCAGCAGAAGUUGUGCAGCAACGUAAAUGGAAAUGGAAAUGGAAAUGUACUGUUAGCAGCCAAGAAGGAGGAACAGCAGGAGGAGCCGGAGAAGAAGGUGGAGACAUCGAUAAAGCUGAAUGGGGAGACAAGUGCAACAAAGACUGGAAAAUAUAGCAGCAGCACAACAACAACAACAACAACAACAACAACGAUGAUGGUGAAAGUGGAGCCAGGAACCGAGGAGGAUGAGCAGGAGCAGAGGCAGCAUGAGGAUACCAAUAACAAUAAGAACAGAAACGAGGAGGAGCUGAAUGCAAAUGUUGAGAAUAAUUUAGUAACAAGCGUUGUGACUGUGAAGAAUGAAGUGAAGAAGGAACUGGAUGUGGAUAUGGAUUUGGAUAUAAAUAUGGAUAGGGAAAGGGAACGAGAACGAGAACGAGAACGGAAUAGACUUGAUGACGAGGAUCUGGCGGAGAGCGAGACAAUGGAUGAUAACGAAUUGAAUGGUGAUAUUUUUGAAUUUGAAGAGGCCGACGUGCCCCUGCCACCACUGUACUUGCUCAAAGACGAGGGCAGUGACAAAUGGGUACUACUGAACGAUUUGUGCAAUUUACUUAAAGUUAAGUCCAAGGAUACGCUCCUCAAUAAGCUCUGUCCGAACAACAACAACAACAACAAUGCGUUGGCCAACAGCCAGAAGCAGCUGCUGCGGGAGUUCAAGAUCGAUGAUUUCCUGGAGAAGGCCACCUGUCUGCAGCUGCUGUGCGCCGGCGAGAAGCUGAACAUGUUCAGCUCCUCGAAAGUGGUGCUCAUCAAAUACAACGACAGUGUCAAGAACUUGUUGGGCGUCAAGACCAUUUUAAUGAAAUUUUAAACAGAGAUAUACAUAGAGGAUAGUGGAUAGUGGAUACUAUAAAUAUUUAGGAACCAGAACGAGAUGGAGGGAACCCCCUAGAUAAAUGAUGAGCGGAGAGAUACAAACAAAUUUGAAUGAAACAAAAACAAUUAGUACGAAUAUAAUUGUAGCAGCGAUCUAAAUAUAUAUAUACGAUAUACGAUAUAUAUUUUAGCUAGUAGCUAGUUUUUACCACACACACGUCUUUGUCUUUGGAAGAUGGAAGAUCUUUUUUAAAGGAAAUUAAAUUAGAGCUAAUGCAAAGUGAUACAAAGGUGCUAUACACACUCAAAACGAAGAAAAACGAAAAUGGGGAAAUGCAAAAUUCGAUGUAAAUCGAGACAGAGAGGGAAAGAGAGAGAGAGGGAGAGAGAGAGAUCGGGAGAGACAGAGAAUAUUGAUGAAAUCUGGAAUCUAUUGAAAAUUAGAGAGUAGAACAAACGGAAGGAAUGAGAGAUAGGAUUGGAUUGGAUUGGAAUGUUGUAAGAGAAUUGACAGACAGACAGACACACAAGCAGUAACAUGUUUGCUAAAUAAAAAAGAUAUAUACAUGUGUAUAUUGUAUAUUGAAUAUCUAGGGAUAAUGUGUAAUCUAUGGUUUUAAAACAAGAAAAAACAAAUUAGCAAAAGUGUAGACGUAAGGCGUAAUUAUUACAACAUAAUAUAUUGUAAUCAGAUUAAAGAGAUGAGUGUAUUUAUGUAUUGUGUAUUUUUAAACGAAAUUAUUAUCAUAACAUACAGAAUAUAUUGUAUAUAUCCAACUAUAAUGUAAAUCAAUUCAGAUAGGUUUGUAAUUUUCUAUGUAUGUAUGUAAUUGUCGUGCGUAAGUUUUGUGCAACUAUAAAAACAAACAAACAAAACAAAAACUAAUAAAAAAAUAAAUAAAUGA
This is a messenger RNA of Drosophila obscura, 8065 nucleotides long. RefSeq lists its product as uncharacterized. The record is from RefSeq and is a predicted model, not a curated record. Gene Ontology annotation, biological process: negative regulation of transcription by RNA polymerase II. Lineage: Eukaryota; Metazoa; Arthropoda; Insecta; Diptera; Drosophilidae. Gene Ontology annotation, cellular component: nucleus. Gene Ontology annotation, molecular function: protein binding; transcription corepressor activity.